AUGAAACUUAGCUUACUUUCGUUAUCACUGGCGUUAGCACCAGCCACUCUCGCUGCUCCACUAUGGUCUCUUGAAGGACUUCAAUCACUCGUUCCUAACUUUGCUAAUGAGGAAAGACUCAUUGUCACUUCCGAAGAUUCAGCUCCUAUUAAAGUCACCGAGGAUCAUAAGAUGAAACUAAGAAGAAGUGGUGUUAAAUUUAUGGAUAUCACUAACCACCAAAGUUGGUUUGCAGCUACUUCCAAGGAAAAAGUCCCAGUUCCAGUUUAUAAUUAUCCUACUAAUGUCUCUUAUCCAAAAGAAGUUUCAAAUUUAAUUACUGAUAUCAAAUUAGAGAACUUACAUGAUAAUUUGGCCAAUUUCUCUUCAUUCUAUUCAAGAUAUUAUAAAUCUGAAAAUGGUUUCAAAAGUGCAACUUGGUUAUUCACAAAGUUGCAAGAAAUUACUUCAUUAACUGAGAACAAUAUAACAGUGGAAAAAUUCAAACAUGAAUGGCAGCAGUUUUCCAUUAUUGUUAGAAUUCCAGGUUCCAAAACACCAGAGAAUAGAGUUGUUGUUGGUGCUCAUCAAGAUUCAACAAAUUUAUUAUUCCCAACUUUAAUGAAAGCACCAGGUGCAGAUGAUGAUGGAAGUGGUGUUACAACAAACUUAGAAGCUUUACGUAUUCUUGUGGAAUCUGGUUUCCAACCAGAAAAUACAGUUGAAUUCCAUUUCUUCUCUGCUGAGGAAGGUGGUUUAUUAGGCUCAUUAGAUAUUUUUACAGAUUAUAAAUCUAAAGGUCAUAAAGUUGUUUCAGUUUUACAACAAGAUAUGACUGGUUAUAUUCAAAAGACUUUAGAUAAUGAUGUUAAGGAACAUGUUGGUGUUAUUACAGAUUAUGUUUCAGCUCCAUUCACUGACUUCAUUAAAUUAGUCAUUGAUUCUUAUUUAUCAAUCCCUUAUAUCGAAACUAAAUGUGGUUAUGCAUGUAGUGAUCAUGCAAGUGCGUUACAAAAUGGUUAUCCUUCAAGUUUUGUUAUUGAAAGUGACUUCCAAUAUACUAAUCCUUAUAUUCAUUCAACUUCAGACACCUUGGAUAGAUUGAGUUUCCAUCAUAUCGCAGAAUUUACCAAAUUAGUUUUAGGUUAUACUUAUGAAUUAGGGUUCCAUGAAUUUGAAGAAGUUAAAUAA
Hansenula ciferrii is the source of this 1170-nucleotide messenger RNA. Its product is annotated as putative aminopeptidase. Gene Ontology annotation, molecular function: metalloexopeptidase activity. The transcript has a single exon. The coding region runs from base 1 to 1170 and encodes 389 amino acids. NCBI's taxonomy places the organism in Eukaryota, Fungi, Ascomycota, Saccharomycetes, Phaffomycetales, Wickerhamomycetaceae. The record is from RefSeq and is a predicted model, not a curated record. Gene Ontology annotation, biological process: proteolysis.